Molecule: messenger RNA, 2289 nt
Organism: Anopheles coustani
Lineage: Eukaryota; Metazoa; Arthropoda; Insecta; Diptera; Culicidae
Exons: 2
Coding region: 1-2289 (762 amino acids)
Source: RefSeq, a predicted model, not a curated record
AUGUCACCAACCCAGCGUGCUCGAGAGUUGAAGCGGCAGAAUGCCCUCGACUAUAUAGAGAGAACCCGUGCCUUCGUCACCAACUACAACGAAGAGCAACAGCAUCUAGUCGAACCGAGACUAGACCGUUUGGAGAAAACCUGGCUGGUUUUUGAAACAGCACAAGAUGCCUUGGAGGAGCUAUCAGAAACUCCUGAGCAAGAUGCCGAGAACCGCAAGCUUCGAGGAUCAGCUGAGGAGCUAUACCUACAGCUGAUAGCCGAACUACAGCUAUUGUUGCCUAUAGCCCCCAAAAAAGAAGUCAAGGAUGAAACUUCAAAUCCACGUAUAAAGCUUCCUACCAUUUCCUUGCCGGAAUUCACCGGAAACUAUAGCGACUGGAUCACAUACCAUGACACCUUCUUGUCUAUGAUCCACCAGUCGGCUGAUAUUUCCGAAGUGCAAAAAUUCCACUACCUGAGGGCGUCUUUAAAAGGCGAACCGGCUAGCCUUAUUCAACCGAUAGCGCUUACCGCAGCCAAUUAUAAGGUAGCCUGGAAUACUUUGUUGGGACGCUACUCCAACAAACCUCUGUUGAAAAAGAAGCACGUAAGAGAGCUGCUUACUUUCCCAAAAAUGCCGAACAGCAGUGUAGAGGCGAUACAAACCACCGUGGACGCUUUCCAGCGUCACACCCAACUUCUUGAACAAUUGGGAGAAAAUGUGCAACAGAACUGCUCCAUGUUCCUAGUUGAGCUCCUAGGAUCCAAGCUAGAUGAAGCUUCGUUAGCCGCAUGGGAAGAAGCACAAGGCGACCGCGAACCUACAUUUGCAGGCAUGCUUGUCUUUCUGCAACGCCGAGCCCGUGUGCUAGAAACGAUCGCCAUGUCCAAAGGUUCAGAUCCAAAGACAAGUAAAAAACCCAUACUACCAAAGAUGAGUGCACAUCCGGCUGUGUCUGCUACAAAGGAACCACCAAAAUGCCCUGUAUGUACAAACCAGCAUCAUCAGCUAAUUCGUUGUCCGCGCUUUGCCAACCUUAACUCGAUCGCCCGGAACGAAGUCAUUAAGGAAAACAAAUUGUGUUUUAACUGUUUCGGAGCUGCUCACUAUACCCGUGAUUGCACAUCGAAGUACAGCUGCCGGCAGUGCGGAAAAAGGCAUCACUCUAUGCUACAUCCCGACAGUGAAGCAAAUCCAUCUUCAGAAAGUGUAUCAACGACAAUGAUGGCUACCGCUGCGCAAGGAAGUAUUACCAAAAAUAUUCUUCUAUCUACAGUGGUAAUUCAAAUACGAGAUGCGUAUGGCCAACCUCACAUGGCAAGAGCAUUGUUGGACAAUGGCUCCCAACCGAAUGCCAUCAGUGAACGGUUGUGUCAACUACUGCGGCUUCCAAGGCAAAAAACGAAUAUUGCCAUUACCGGCAUUGAUAAAACCACUACAACUGCCAAACAUCUGGUUACUGCUGAAAUCCAGUCCCGCACAACUAACUACAAGCGCAGUAUAACUUUCCUGGUACUUAGGAAAGUAGCCAGUGAAACACCAACUACCACCAUCCCAAUUCACCAUUGGCACAUACCACCAGGCUAUCCUCUCGCGGACCCAGAGUUUAGCAAAUCCGGCCAGAUCGACAUCAUAAUUGGCGCGGAGCAUUUCUACUCCCUGUUAAUGGAAGGACGCCAUCCUCUUCCGGAAGUAGGAAAUGUGUUAGUGGAAAGUGUCUUCGGCUGGAUUGUAGCAGGAUCAAUGCCGAAUAUUAAUCCACCGGUGACUGUUAGAUGUCACACCGCAGCUAUCGCUCCUACCGUCGAUGAGCUGCUACAACGAUUUUGGGACAUCGAAGAACUGCAAGACAACGCACUAACCAACGAAGAAAACGAAUGCGAAAAGUAUUACCAGCAGACCGUCUCCCGUGACCCAUCGGGUCGAUACAUCGUCCGUAUGCCGAAACAUCCUGAGCAUGAACAACUCUUGGGUGAAUCCAAGCCAGCUGCCAUUCGACGUUUCCAUCUGCUCGAAAAACGCCUAACAAAAGAUCCUGAGCUUAAGGAACAAUACCAUAACUUCAUGAGCGAAUAUCUGCAGUUGGGCCACAUGACUGCCAUUGAAAAUAAUUCAUCCGAGCAUGGUGCGUAUUACCUUCCACACCACCCCGUUGUGAAAUCCUCUAGUACUACUACCAAAAACGCUCCGCAUUUACGCCCGGAUACCAUCAAGCUGAGCUACAUUGUUUUGCAGACGCAUCAGAAUCAGCGCUUGGUGCAUGCAUCUAUAUCCGCUCAACUGACCCCGACGGCAUCACCCAAGUGA